AGUCUGGCGAGACAUCGUUCGAUUGGUUCAAACCAUACGCAGAUGUAGCGGACAUCCUCAGAGAGCUCAUACCUGACAAGAAUGCGAGAAUCCUAAUGCUAGGGUGUGGUAACUCGAAGCUGUCUGAAGAGAUGUAUGACGAUGGCUAUGAAAACAUUGUCAACACCGACUACUCCAGCGUGGUGGUCGAGCAGAUGAAGCGCAAACAUGCUGAGGCUCGGUCCGAGAUGGAAUGGCAUGAAAUGGACAUCCGGGCUCUCUCAUUUGAUUCGGACUCGUUCGACGUUGCGAUCGACAAAGGGACCAUGGAUGCGAUGAUGACUGCCAAAGGGGACGUCUGGGAUCCUCCAGAAGAAGUCAUCCAAAACUGCAAUCGCGAAGUCGACGAAGUCCUCCGCGUUCUCCGAAAACCCGGCGGCCUCUUCAUCUACCUCACCUUCGGCCAGCCGCACUUCCGCAAACGGUACCUAACCCGCCCUGGUACGACUCUCGAAGUCCGCGCGCUGGGCGAGGCGUUCCACUAUUACCUGUACAUCUUGCGGACGUGACCGCCAACCUGGUGCA
Molecule: messenger RNA, 564 nt
Organism: Fomitopsis serialis
Lineage: Eukaryota; Fungi; Basidiomycota; Agaricomycetes; Polyporales; Fomitopsidaceae
Exons: 7
Coding region: 96-548 (150 amino acids)
Source: RefSeq, a predicted model, not a curated record